Molecule: messenger RNA, 1016 nt
Organism: Pyrenophora tritici-repentis Pt-1C-BFP
Lineage: Eukaryota; Fungi; Ascomycota; Dothideomycetes; Pleosporales; Pleosporaceae
Product: YRB1, Ran GTPase-activating protein (Ran-binding protein)
Biological process (GO): nucleocytoplasmic transport
Cellular component (GO): nuclear pore; cytoplasm
Molecular function (GO): GTPase activator activity
Source: RefSeq, a predicted model, not a curated record
AAACUUGCAUACACAUCCAACUGCGAAAUCAGCCUUUUUAUUACCCCACACGCACAUCUUACUCAUCGAUACAACAACAACAUGUCUGAAGCAGCCAAACCAGACCCCGCCGCUGACCAGGUGGCUAACCCUGGAGCGACUUUGGUGAAAGACGAGACCGCAAAGGUGACGACAGACAAGGCCUCAGACAAGGCCGCAACGGAAAGCAAAGAUGACAAGCCUAUCACGGAGAAAGCGACAGAGGCUGCAGCCGCAGUGAAGGACAACGUCUUUUCCAUGUUUGGUGGUGGCCCCGCAAAGGUCAAGAAGGAGGAAGUUGAUGAUGUUGACGAGCCAUCAGGCGCCUCCAAGCCCAAGGGCGAGGAGGAGGACCCCGAGAACGAAGAGCCCGACGUCGAGUUCCAGCCCGUUGUUCACCUCACGGAGAAGGUCGACACCAAGACCAACGAAGAACUCGAGGAGCAAGUGUUCAAGAUGCGCGCCAAGUUGUUCAAGUUUGACCGUGAAUCGCGGGAAUGGAAAGAGCGUGGCACUGGCGAUGUCCGGUUAUUGAAGCACAAGGAGAACGGCAAGACCCGCCUGGUGAUGCGACGAGACAAGACACUCAAGGUUUGCGCUAACCACUACGUUGUCCCCGACAUGAAGCUGUCGCCCAACGUAGGCAGUGACCGCAGUUGGGUCUGGAACGCCGCAGCCGACGUCAGCGAGGGCGAGCCAGAGGCUCAGACGCUUGCUAUCCGGUUCGCCAACAGCGAGAACGCCAACCAGUUCAAGGAAGCAUUCAUCAAGGCCCAACAAGAGAACGAGGCGCUCUUUGGCAAGUCAGAGUAGGAGGGGGUUGCAAAAGCGAAGGGCUGGCCGAUAGCACGGAUCAGGAAAAUGAGGAAGCAUUACGCGAACAGCGAUGAGGAAUUGGAAUGGUAUCAUUCACGGCGGUAGAAGACAUUUCCCACAACUGCACAUAACUAGAUAGUAUUUGAAAAGCCUGGCUAUUGUAGUCAACGGCUGUCCCCAAA